Molecule: messenger RNA, 1629 nt
Organism: Ipomoea nil (Japanese morning glory)
Lineage: Eukaryota; Viridiplantae; Streptophyta; Magnoliopsida; Solanales; Convolvulaceae
Product: disease resistance protein RPP13-like
Exons: 4
Coding region: 61-1629 (522 amino acids)
Biological process (GO): defense response to other organism
Molecular function (GO): ADP binding
Source: RefSeq, a predicted model, not a curated record
GUUGAACUUAUCAAGGUGGACAGUUCCUCCAAGCAUGUUUCACACUCCGAGGAUGUAAUUAUGGUCGGGAAAACCAAUGAGUUCAAGACUAUAAGGGAGAUGCUAAUACAACAUCCAUCUAAACAGCGAGAAGUUGUUUCAAUUAUAGGAAUGGGAGGUAUUGGUAAGACGACGCUAGCUAGACGAAUUUAUGAAGACCCAUCAAUUACUUCCCACUUUGAUGAGAGAGCAUGGGUUGUCGUAUCACAACAUCACAAUAAGCGACAAAUGCUCGAAGGUAUUCUGAAUUCAAUAGGCAAUUCAAGAAGUGGCAGUGAUGAGGACCUAGCACUACGACUCUACCAAUGUUUAAAGGGUUUGAGGUAUCUGGUUGUGAUGGAUGACGUAUGGAGUGGAGAGGCAUGGGAUGCUAUCAAAGCUUGCUUUCCUGAUGACAUAAAUGGUAGUCGAGUAUUGUUGACUACUCGCCUUAAGGAGGUGGCUAAUAAUACGUGCACCAAAGAUGACUUUUCUCAUCAAAUGCAAUUGUUAGAACAAAGUGAGAGUUGGAAACUAUUUUCUGAAAAUGCAUGUAAAUCUCAUGGUGCUGAAUUUGAGACGAUUGGGAGACCGAUCGUUGAAAAAUGCAGAGGUCUGCCUUUAGCAAUUAAAGUGGUUGCAGGCCUAUUUUCGAAACUCAACACACUAGAUGAGUGGAAGAAUACGGCUAAUGCUCUAUGUUCUUCAGCAACUACUCUAGAUGAUGAAGAAUGUUCGAGAAUACUCUCACUGAGUUACAAUCACUUGCCCUACAACUUGAAAGCUUGUUUUUUAUAUUUAGGAGUUUUUUCCGAAGAUUAUGAGAUCAAUGCUAAUCAUCUUGCAAGGUUAUGGUUUGCCGAAGGACUCGUAAAGCCAUUUGAGAAUGAAAGCUUUGAUGCAGUGGCUAACAGGUACUUACAAGAACUUAUGGAUAGAAACCUAAUAAUGUUAAGCACGCUAAACUCUUGUAGAAGAAAAAUUAAGAGAUUUAGGAUGCAUGAUUUAUUGCAUGCCUUUUGUGUAAGAGCAGCUCAAAGUGAAGACCUUUUACAUGUUAUCAUGAGCCAAAAUAGUUUUGAUUUUGAUAAGAAAGGCUUUCGUUGGGUAAGCAUCCAAUCAGUAAACUCUAACAUGUCUACAAUACUUUCUCGUUCGAAAAGCUGCAGGUCCUUCUUCUGCUUUCUAAGGAUGGAUUCCUCUUUUGAUUUUAAAAAUUUCAAUCUACUAAGAGUACUCUACUCUAGCACUGAAGUUGCCAGGCUCAAGAAGAUUGAGGAUAUUGUCCAUUUGAGAGUGCUAAUUUGUAGAUAUAAUAAUAUAGAACUGUUCAGGGUUCGGGAAUUCUUAAAGUCAAAGUGCAGUAAGAAUAUAGAAGUGUUCAGGGCUUGGAAUCUUCAAACACUUCAUUGUUACAGAGUAUCAUAUAGAUCAUAUGAUGGAGGGAACUAUUCGGAGUUUCCACAACUACACUAUAUUCAUUGUGGCGACUAUUUUCAUGGAAAUCCUCCCAAUUUUGCUCGAAAACUUUCUUGGAUAAGAGCUGAUGAUUGCUCAAAAGAAUACAUUAUGAAUAUCCCAUACUUAAAGAAGAAAGUUGUCAUUAUAUGA